AUGCAGAAAUCUGCCGUGUUUCAGGGCGCUGGCGUGUUACUGCGUGAUUCUGGGAAGCUCCCGGCGGAGCUGAAGGCCGAGGUUUGCACGCCUGGAGGGACCACUAUUCACGGCAUCCACGCGCUGGAGAAGGAAGGAUUCAGAGCGGCUACGAUGGGAGCUGUAGAGGCCGCGACCGAAAGAGCCAGAGAUCUUGGGAAGAAUGUUGCAGUUGAACAGUCUCUGGAUCUGGCUCGUCUGUUUCUGUGGGUUCUGAGGGAGUACGACGAGGUGGAGCCCAUCAUUCUGUCAGUCGGGGAGGAGGAUGAGUUGACUGUAAAGGAUGCUGUGGACGCUGUGGUUGAAGCGUUCGGGUUCGAAGGGGAAGUGAUUUAUGACACUAGUAAAUCAGACGGUCAGAUCAAGAAAACCGCCAAUAACGCCAAACUGCGCAAAUACCUGCCAGACUUCAAGUUCACGCCGUUCAAACAAGCCGUCAAGGAGACGUGUGAUUGGUUUGUGGCCAAUUAUGACACCGCCCGUAAAUGAAGAUCUUCACAUCAGAUUGGCUGUGGGGAGCUUGAACAACCGAAGCCAUACUGAUCGGACACU
Messenger RNA from Sinocyclocheilus anshuiensis, 591 nucleotides. Its product is annotated as GDP-L-fucose synthase-like. The coding region runs from base 1 to 528 and encodes 175 amino acids. Lineage: Eukaryota; Metazoa; Chordata; Actinopteri; Cypriniformes; Cyprinidae. The record is from RefSeq and is a predicted model, not a curated record. The transcript has 5 exons. Gene Ontology annotation, molecular function: GDP-L-fucose synthase activity.